Molecule: messenger RNA, 1247 nt
Organism: Talpa occidentalis (Iberian mole)
Lineage: Eukaryota; Metazoa; Chordata; Mammalia; Eulipotyphla; Talpidae
Gene: RNF148
Product: ring finger protein 148
Exons: 2
Coding region: 136-1047 (303 amino acids)
Source: RefSeq, a predicted model, not a curated record
AUCACAUUGUACUAAUAACAACUCUUAUUAUUUUGUUUCAUCAUAAGAAAGAUAAUCCUCCAAAAAUAAAUAUGCUGGGAGGAGCAAGUGGAUGUUUUGUUUUUCAUGUCUGUCAGUUAAUAGGCAGAUGGAGGAAUGAGCCUACUUAGAAUUACUCCUUCAACUCACAGUUGUGUUUCAUCUCGACUGUGGACACUCAGCAUCUUUCUACUGCUUAGCCUUCCUGAUGCUAAAGGAAAAGCCAUUUGGACAGCCCACCUGAACAUAACUUUUCAGGUGGGAAAUCGGAUCAUAUCAGAAUUAGGGGAGAGUGGAGUGUUCGGGAAUCAUUCUCCUCUGGAAAGAGUGUCUGGUGUGGUGGUGCUCCCUGAGAGAUGGAAUCAGAAUGCGUGUAAUCCCAUGACCAACUUCAGCCGACCCAAACAGGCAGACUCAUGGUUGGCCCUCAUUGAACGAGGAGGCUGUACUUUUACGCAUAAAAUCAAUGUGGCUGCAGAGAAAGGAGCAAAUGGCGUGAUCAUAUAUAACUACCCAGGUACGGGCAACAAAGUCUUUCCUAUGUCUCACCAGGGAACAGAAAACAUAGUGGCAGUGAUGAUAGGCAACUUGAAAGGCAUGGAACUUUUGCGCUUGAUUCAGAAAGGAAUCUACGUGACCAUCAUCAUUGAGGUGGGGCGGAUGCACAUGCCCUGGCUGAGUCAUUAUAUCAUGUCUCUGUUUACCUUCCUGGCCGCCACCAUCGCCUACCUUUUCUUGUACUGUGCCUGGAGACCGCGAAUGCGCGACUCCUCCACUAGGAGGCGAAGACAGAUCAAAGCAGAUGUGAAGAAAGCUAUUAGCCAGCUUCAACUGCGAGUGCUCAAAGAAGGAGACAAGGAACUGGAGCCAAACGAAGACAAUUGUGUCGUUUGCUUUGACAUGUACAAGCCCCAGGAUGUAGUGCGUAUACUAACAUGCAAACAUUUCUUCCACAAGGCGUGCAUUGACCCCUGGCUUUUAGCUCAUAGGACCUGCCCCAUGUGCAAGAGUGAUAUUUUGAAAACUUAAAAAUAAAUCCAGAGUAUCUUCUGAAGAUUCUGAAGUCUUUUCCAAGAUAAAAAUAAGAUGAAUUCUCUUCUAGCACGCUACGUAGAGAGAAAAUUCAACUUCAGCUUCUAUAUACAAGUACUAAAGAGGGUGAAAUUCGUGUUUUUAAAAUAAAACUUCAUACCAUGGCCAGCUAUUUGAACUUGUUUUUCUAUUAAGUU